GUGCGCCCAUCCACUCGGUCGUCGCACAGCUUCUCUACGGUCUUCUCGAUAGCGGCGGAGAUGACAGCCUACGAUCACUCACGCGUCGCCCAAUUCAUAGGUGGUAAUGCCCUCGAUAAGGCCCCAUCCGGCCCCGUCUCUGACUUUGUGAAGAGCCAUGGCGGUCACACCGUCAUCACGAAAGUCCUCAUCGCCAACAACGGCAUUGCCGCAGUCAAAGAAAUUCGCUCAAUCCGCCAAUGGAGCUACGAAACCUUCGGCACUGAGCGCGCCGUCGAGUUCACCGUAAUGGCGACGCCGGAAGACCUCAAGGUGAACGCAGAAUACAUCCGCAUGGCGGACCGCUACGUCGAGGUGCCAGGCGGGUCCAACAACAACAACUACGCGAACGUCGAUCUCAUCGUCGACGUCGCAGAGCGCGCGGGCGUGCACGCCGUCUGGGCGGGCUGGGGCCACGCGUCCGAGAACCCGCGCCUCCCCGAGACCCUCGCCGCGAACAAGAUUGUGUUCAUCGGCCCUCCGGGUAGCGCGAUGCGCAGCUUGGGCGACAAGAUCUCGAGUACGAUCGUCGCGCAGAGCGCGGAGGUGCCCACGAUGCCGUGGUCGGGAACUGGCAUCUCGGAGACGGCGAUGUCGGAGCAGGGGUUCGUCGUUGUGCCGGAUGAUGUUUACCAGAGGGCGUGCAUAAAGAGUGUGGAGGAGGGUCUUGCGCGUGUGGAGGAGAUUGGGUACCCCGUUAUGAUCAAGGCCAGUGAGGGCGGUGGAGGGAAGGGUAUCCGAAAGGUCGAGGUGCCUGAAGCCUUCAGGAACGCAUACAAUGCUGUUGCGGGAGAGAUUCCUGGCUCGCCCAUCUUCAUCAUGAAGCUCGCCGGACAAGCGCGCCACCUCGAGGUGCAGCUGCUUGCGGAUCAGUAUGGCAACGCCAUCUCUCUGUUCGGUCGUGAUUGUUCCGUUCAGCGACGCCACCAGAAGAUCAUUGAAGAGGCGCCCGUCACGAUCGCGAAGCAAGACACCUUUGAGGAGAUGGAACGUGCAGCGGUCAGACUGGCCAAGUUGGUCGGCUAUGUCAGCGCCGGCACGGUGGAAUACCUUUACAGCCAUGCCGACGACGUCUUCCACUUCCUCGAGCUCAACCCCCGUCUCCAAGUCGAGCACCCAACAACCGAGAUGGUGUCAGGCGUGAACCUGCCCGCGGCGCAGCUCCAAAUCGCUAUGGGUAUCCCGCUGCACCGCAUCCGGCACAUCCGCCAGCUCUACGGGAUGGCGCCACACGGCACGUCCGAGAUCGACUUCGAAAUGGUCGAUCCCGAGGCUAGCAAGCUGCAGCGGAAGCCGCGCCCCAAGGGCCACGUCGUCGCCGUCCGGAUCACCGCGGAGAACCCCGACGCGGGCUUCAAGCCGUCGUCGGGCUCGCUGCAGGAGCUCAACUUCCGCUCGAGCACGAAUGUGUGGGGCUACUUCUCGGUCGGCUCUGCAGGCGGGCUACACGAGUUUGCGGACUCGCAAUUCGGACACAUCUUCGCGUACGGCGAGGACCGCGGCGAGAGCAGGAAGAACAUGGUCGUCGCGCUGAAGGAGCUGAGCAUUCGCGGUGAUUUCCGCACGACUGUGGAAUACCUCAUCAAACUCCUGGAGCUCCAGGCGUUCGAGGAGAACACGAUCACGACGGGCUGGUUGGACUCCCUCAUCAGCGACAAGCUCACCGCCGAGAGACCGGAUGCCACUCUAGCCGUGAUCAGCGGUGCUGUGACCAAGGCGCACCUCGCGUCCGACGCUUGCUGGGCGGAGUACAAGCGCAUCCUGGACAAGGGCCAGGUGCCGUCUCGCGACGUGCUGAAGACCGUGUUCGGCAUCGACUUUAUCUACGACAACGUCCGCUAUUCGUUCACCGCUACCCGCUCCUCUCUGACCACCUGGACGCUCUACCUGAACGGCGGUCGCACGCUCGUUGGCGCUCGCCCACUCGCCGAUGGUGGUCUGUUGGUCCUGCUCGACGGGCGCAGUCACUCUGUGUAUUGGCGCGAGGAGGUCGGCGCCCUCAGGGUGAUGAUCGACUCGAAGACCUGCUUGAUUGAACAGGAGAACGACCCGACACAGCUGCGCAGCCCUAGUCCGGGCAAGCUCAUCCGAUUCCUUGUCGAGAGCGGCGAUCACAUCAAUGCUGGUGAGCAAUACGCUGAGAUCGAGGUCAUGAAAAUGUACAUGCCUCUCGUCGCGGCCGAGGAUGGAAUUGUCCAGUUUGUGAAGCAGCCCGGCGUCAGUCUGGAGCCUGGUGAUAUUCUCGGUAUCCUUGCUCUCGACGAUCCUACUCGCGUCAAGCAUGCGAAGCCCUUCGAGGGUCUCCUCCCUGCAAUGGGCCCACCGAAUGUCAUCGGUAACAAGUCUCACCAGCGCCUCAACCACUACCUCGGUAUCCUGAACGACAUCCUGGACGGUUAUGAUAACCAGGCGAUCAUGGCUUCGACGUUCAAGGAGUUCCUCGCCGUCCUCAGAAACCCAGACCUGCCCUUCUCCGAGGUCACCGCUAUCCUGUCCACGUUGUCGGGGCGCAUGCCUGCUAAGCUUGAGGAUAGUAUCCGCGCGGCCAUUGACGCGGCGAAGGGCAAGGACGCCCAUGAGUUCCCCGCUACUCGUAUCAAGAAAUUGAUGGACCAUUUCAUGGAGGACAACGUGCGCCCGCAAGACAGGCCGAUGCUACGCUCGCAGCUGGGCACGCUUUUCGACAUCGUUGACCGCUACUCGCAAGGCCUCAGAGCUUAUAAGAUUAACACGAUUGCCGGCCUGUUGGCACGCUACGAGGAGACGGAGAAGCUCUUUGGAGGCAGCAUUGAGGCCCGGGUGCUCACUCUGCGCGAGCAGCACAAGGACGACCUCGACAAGAUUGUCUCUCUCGUACUCAGUCAUAUCAUGGCCCAGCGCAAGGGCAGGCUUGUCACGCUCAUCCUUGACCAUGUCAAGAACAGUGGUAUGACGGUUUCCGACCCUGCCAGCAAGCUCUAUCAGGUCUUGCAAGGUUUGGCGUCUCUGGAAGCUAGGUCCUCGACGCAGGUCGCACUGAAGGCGAGAGAGGUCUUGAUCUCGUGCCAGAUGCCUUCGUACGAAGAACGAAAGGUGCAGAUGGAGGGUAUCCUCAAGUCGUCAGUGACGAACAACUUCUACGGUGAACAGGGUGGCGACACGAAGGCGCCAUCUGCUGAGGUCUUGAGGGAGCUCAUCGAUUCGAGGCAUACUGUGUACGACGUUCUGCCAACCUUCUUCAACCAUUACGAUCAGUGGGUCACACUUGCUGCUCUGGAAGUCUACGUUCGGCGCGCGUACAGAGCUUACAGCGUUCUUUCUAUUGACUACGAGGAAGGCGAUGGUAUGGACGACGGCGACGCGCCUCACAUCGUGACGUGGCGCUUCAACCUCCCCCACACCCACUCUCCUCCUACGACUCCGAGCUUGAGCAACCCCGCUCGUCGCCAGGCGUCAGUCAGUGACCUGACGUACAUGAUCAAUAAGCACCAGAAGCAGCCUCUCCGAACUGGCGCGAUUGCUUCCUUCCCCAACUUCACUGCGCUGUCCCGCGGCUUCGAUAAGGUCGCCGGCAUGCUCCCUCACUUCGAUCCCCAUGAGUUCACGCAGCGAUACGGCUCGAACCAGCCGCCGAACGUACUCAAUAUGGCGUUGCGCAUCUUCGAUCCCGCUGAUGACACAACGGAGGACGCGUGGUACCAGAAGAUUCAUGAGCUGGUGAACCAGCGUGGCAACGUUCUAACGGAUCGCGGUGUACGCCGCAUUUCGAUCGUGCUGUGCAGGCCUGGCCUAUACCCUCACUACUUCACACUGCGCAACAUGGGCAAGUCUUGGGAAGAGGAGCAAGCUAUCCGACACAUCGAGCCUGCCCUCGCAUACCAGCUGGAGCUCAGCCGACUGUCCAAUUACAACCUCACGCCUUGUUUCACGGAGAGCAAGCAGCUUCACAUCUACCACGCAGUCGCGCGCGAGAACCAGUUGGACAGCAGAUUCUUCAUCCGAGCAUUGGUCCGCCCCGGGCGUAUCCUCGGUGACAUGAGCACUGCCAAGUAUCUCAUCUCGGAGACGGAUCGUCUGGUAACCAACAUCCUGGACACUCUGGAAGUUGUAUCUGCUCAGCACCGUAACGCUGAUGUCAACCACAUCUCCAUGAACUUCAUCUACAACCUCCCGGUGACGUACGAGGACGUCCUUGAGGCGAUUUCCGGAUUCAUCGAACGUCAUGGCAAGCGUCUCUGGCGCCUCCACGUCACUGGUUCGGAAAUUCGUAUCGUCUUGGAGGAUAGCGAGGGCAACGUCACGCCUAUCCGCUGUGUCAUUGAGAAUGUGUCUGGCUUUAUCGUGAACUACCACGGAUAUCAAGAAAUCACGACAGACAAGGGUGUCACCAUCUUGAAGUCCAUUGGCGAGAAGGGUCCUCUGCACCUACAACCCGUCCACCAACCGUACCCAACCAAGGAGUCGCUGCAGCCGAAACGCUACCAAGCUCAUCUGAUCGGCACGACGUACGUUUACGAUUUCCCUGAUCUGUUUUCGAAAGCCUUGAGCAACGUCUGGGCGAAGGCGCGUGCGCUGAACUCUCAAUUGACUCUGCCGAAGAAGAUCCUCGAAUCACGUGAAUUGGUCCUGGACGAGAACGACCAGCUGCAGGAGGUUGACAGGGCACCAGGGAACAACUCUUGCGGCAUGGUUGGCUGGGUCUUCUUCAUGCGAACGCCCGAAUGCCCUGAAGGUCGCCGCACGGUCGUGAUUGCCAACGAUAUCACCUUCAAGAUUGGUUCAUUUGGGCCCCAAGAAGACCAGUUCUUCUACUUGGCCUCACAGUACGCUCGCGAGCAGGGUUGCCGAGAAUCUAUUGGUGUCGACUAUCUGUACCUCUCACACGAGAACUUCCUCAAGUUACAGGAGAAGGCCGCCACUUCAGUGCGCACCGUUGACAUCGAAGUCGACGGCGAGAUUCGUCACAAGAUCACCGACAUCAUCGGAAUGCAAGACGGCUUGGGGGUCGAAUGUUUGAAGGGCUCCGGUCUCAUUGCCGGAGAGACUUCCCGUGCGUAUGACGAUAUCUUCACGAUCACCCUUGUCACCGCUCGUUCCGUUGGCAUUGGUGCAUACCUUGUUCGCUUGGGCGAGCGUGCAGUCCAAGUGGAAGGACAGCCUAUCAUCCUAACGGGGGCGCCUGCUCUGAACAAGGUGCUCGGCCGAGAGGUCUACACGUCCAACUUGCAGCUCGGUGGAACUCAGAUCAUGUACAAGAACGGUGUUUCUCACUUGACCGCCAGCAGUGAUCUCGAGGGCGCGAUGCAUAUCCUCGAAUGGCUGUCAUAUGUCCCAGAGGUCAAGGGUGCUCCUUUGCCUGUUCUUCAAUCGGUAGAUCCUUGGGAUCGUGACAUUGGAUACAACCCGCCGAAGGGUUCGUAUGACCCAAGAUGGUUCAUCGAGGGCAAGGAGGACGAGACGACGCAGGAGUGGAUGUCCGGUUUCUUCGAUAAGGGCUCAUUCCAAGAGACGCUGAGUGGGUGGGCGCAGACCGUCGUGGUGGGUCGCGCGCGUCUCGGUGGCAUCCCGAUGGGUGUCAUCGCGGUCGAGACCCGGACGAUUGAGCGUGUCGUCCCCGCCGACCCUGCUAACCCAACGUCCGUCGAGCAACGUAUCAUGGAGGCUGGUCAAGUGUGGUAUCCCAACUCCGCCUACAAGACGGCGCAGGCGAUCUUCGACUUCAACCGGGAAGGAUUGCCUCUCAUCAUCUUCGCGAACUGGCGAGGAUUCUCCGGUGGCCAACAAGAUAUGUACGACGAGAUUCUCAAGCAAGGCUCCAAGAUCGUCGACGGCCUGUCUACCUACAAGCAACCCGUCUUCGUGUACAUCGUCCCCAAUGGUGAAUUACGGGGUGGUGCAUGGGUCGUACUUGAUCCAUCUAUCAACGCCUCGCAGAUGGAGAUGUAUGCGGAUGUGGACGCAAGAGCCGGAGUCCUGGAGCCGGAGGGUAUUGUCGAGAUCAAGAUGCGUCGUGACAAAAUCAUCAAGUUAAUGGAGCGGAUGGACUCAACAUAUGCGGCCCUUAAGAAGGAUAGCGCAGAUGCAUCAAAGAGCCCAGAUGAGCGUGCAACCGCCGCCGAUGCAUUAGCUCAACGCGAAACAGUUCUGCAGCCGACGUACAAGCAGAUCGCAUUGCUCUACGCAGAUCUUCAUGACCGCACGGGACGGAUGGAGGCGAAGGGUUGCGCGUCCCCCAUGGUUUGGAAAGACGCUCGUCGCCGGUUCUACUGGUCGGUCCGCGCGAAGGUUGCAUGGUCGAUCGCGAUGGCCCAACUCGCAGAAGCAAGUCCCGACUCAACCGAGGAGUACCGCUCCACGCUUCUGAUGAGAUUAACAUCUCUCGAGAACCUCAGCGACCGCCGCGUCAUGGCUGAGGCUCUCGAAGCCCUUGAUCUGACCGCGACGCUCGCACAGCUGAAAGCCGACCACCUCAUGCGCCGCAUGCUGGCCCUGGCUCACGAAGACCGCAAGGCGACCAUCGACGGCCUCGUCCGUCUGGUGGACAACCUUGCUGAUGACGAAAAGGCGACGCUUAUCACAGCGCUGCAAAACGCGGGACGCUCUCCAGGACCUCCCUCGUAUUCCAAUGUGUCUGCUUCAUCUUAGAUGCCUACAACGGUUUUGCAUAUGUUCUGCUAUCGGAUAACGUACUGUAACGCUAUACCAACAUGUUUGUUUUGCUGUGAUCGUGUCUUCCAUUGCAAUAGAUGUAUAACGUCUGAAUCGUCGGCGUCGAAACGGUCGUCCAGAUGGGCCUCAGUAGCUGAGCGCCGAAACCACGAUUCAAGAAGACAUCUGCAGCUCAAACGUUCAAGCUGAACCCUGUAUUCACUCUGUCACUGCCAAAGAAUUGAAUUUUUUUGGUGUUGGACAACGGUGGGACAUCGCGGUGACUGUCAUACUAGGCGG
Molecule: messenger RNA, 6966 nt
Organism: Fomitopsis serialis
Lineage: Eukaryota; Fungi; Basidiomycota; Agaricomycetes; Polyporales; Fomitopsidaceae
Product: acetyl CoA carboxylase
Exons: 13
Coding region: 61-6663 (2200 amino acids)
Biological process (GO): fatty acid biosynthetic process
Molecular function (GO): metal ion binding; acetyl-CoA carboxylase activity; ATP binding
Source: RefSeq, a predicted model, not a curated record